Diachasmimorpha longicaudata is the source of this 1316-nucleotide messenger RNA. RefSeq names its product syntaxin-1A-like. The coding region runs from base 369 to 1259 and encodes 296 amino acids. The transcript is spliced from 9 exons. The record is from RefSeq and is a predicted model, not a curated record. Lineage: Eukaryota; Metazoa; Arthropoda; Insecta; Hymenoptera; Braconidae. Gene Ontology annotation, biological process: vesicle fusion; exocytosis; intracellular protein transport. Gene Ontology annotation, cellular component: plasma membrane; SNARE complex; endomembrane system. Gene Ontology annotation, molecular function: SNAP receptor activity; SNARE binding.
CUUCCUCCCUCCACCCCCCUAACGCCAUUUUUAAUUUCCCCCCCGUUCCAACAUUCCAGCAAGUUCUAACACAUGAGACUUUGGCCAUUACCUCACAUUCUGAAUGUCCUCGAGAUGGCAGCCAUCUGUCAAGUGAUCAUUUCCUCGGUAGUUUUGCAAAAGUUCAUGCACAUAUGCAAACCAUACUCACAGUGUAAUUGUGAAUUACGGCCUGAAAUGUGGGUCGCCGUGUGAAAAGAAGGCCUCAGUGAUGCUAAGACAUUUGUCGACGUUAUCGGCUAUCACCGUUGCGAGAGAUAAGCCUGAUAAAGAACGUUAGUCACCUUUGAGGCUCCUCUCAGUGCAUAUCGCCUCCGUGACAAGUUUCAAUGAUUCGAGAUCGAUUGCCAGAUCUGUGUGCCAGGAGCAGAAGUGAUUCAUUUGGGAGAGAACUCCUGAAAGAUGUUUGUGUUCAAAUUGGGCAGAAUAAAAGGGUGAAGGAUGUCCUGGAACAGGCUGAGAAAAUAAGGAUAAUGUUGGAUACCCUCCAGGACAACGUGCAUAUCGUGAAAGGUAUUCACAACAAUGAACUACUUCACACAAAUCCAGAUAUUCAGACUGAACUCGCGGGUCGAACAUUCAUAAUCUCUCAGACUUCAGCAAAAGUUCGUAUGAAUUUAAAAGAACUCAGCAGAGAUAUCCCAAACUUUCAGGAACUCUCGCUGGACGCCGCGAGGGAAGGCACUGCGCAUGCGCGCAUUCGAGUGCUCCAGUAUGUCACGACUUUUGAAUUGUUCUCGGAGAUCAUGCGGGAGUACAAUGAGGCACUCAUCAAGUAUCACGCCAAGUGCUCAUCGAUUUAUCAUCAGCAAAAGAGAUUACUUAGAAAGGAAAAUGCUAGUCAAUACAUCGAGUCUGACCCGGAGGAAGGGGAGAAAACAAGUCUUUUUGUCGAUAAUAUUUUGGAAGACAGUCGAAUUGCUAAAGCUCAGUUAUCAGAGAUCCAGAUGAGGCACACAGAAGUCUUGAAGCUUGAAAAAUCAUUAGUGGAAGUCAGGGACAUGUUCAUAGAAAUGGCUUUUGCUGUGGAAAAACAGGGAGAACAAUUGAAUUGUGUCGAACAUUUUGCUGGACAGGCGACAAACAACGUGGACAGCGGCAAAAUCGACCUGAGAAAAGCUGAGAAGCGAAAAAAUCGGCAUCGAAGGAGGAAAAUCAAGUGUCUCGCAAUUCUCGCGAUAAUCAUAAUAAUUCUGCUCCUAAUAGCGAUAUUUCUGUGAAUAAAAAACCGUAUAAAAUCUUAAUUGUCUAAAUAAAAUUAUCUAUUUUAUAAUCAA